AUGCGGGUGCUGGUGCUGGCACUGACGCUGGCACUGCCCAGCGCUGGGCAGCAGCACGAGGAGGAGGCCCAGCGCAUCAUGAGCACCACACCGGUCAUUGACGGGCACAAUGACCUGCCCUGGCAGCUCCUCCUGAGGUUCAACAACCAGCUGAGGCUGCCACAGGCCAACCUGACGCUGCUCAACGACACUCACACUAACAUCCCCAAGCUGCGCCGAGGGCACGUGGGAGGGCAGUUCUGGUCGGUGUAUGUGCCGUGCGAGACGCAGAACAAGGACGCGGUGAGGCGCACGCUGGAGCAGAUCGACGUGGUGCACCGCAUGUGUGAGCUGUACCCCGAGGCCUUCGCCUGCGUCACUGACAGCGCCGGCAUUCGGGAGGCAUUCCAGAACAAGAAGGUGGCCAGCCUCAUCGGAGUGGAGGGAGGUCACUCCAUUGACAGCAGCCUGGGCGUCCUGCGCACCUUCUACCGCCUUGGUGUUCGCUACAUGACCCUCACCCACAGCUGCAACACCCCCUGGGCUGACAACUGGCUGGUGGACACCAAGGAGGAGGUGCCUGUGCACCAUGGCCUCUCACCCUUUGGGAAGACAGUGCUGGCAGAGAUGAACCGCCUGGGCAUGAUUGUGGACCUGGCCCACGUCUCAGUGGAGACAAUGAGGGCCACGACGGGCAGCCUGGUGAUGGUCAACUUCUACAAUGCCUACGUGACCUGUGCGGACACAGCCACACUGUCCGAUGUCGCAGACCACAUGGACCACAUAAAGAAGGUGGCUGGUGCCCAGUCUGUUGGCUUCGGUGGGGACUACGACGGGGUCUCAGGGCUUCCCACCGGCCUGGAGGACGUCUCCACAUACCCUGCGCUGGUGGCCGAGCUGCUAAAGAGGAACUGGACAGAGCAAGACGUGAGGGCAGCCCUGGCCGAGAACCUGCUCCGAGUCUUCAGCAAGGUGGAGGAGGUGAAGAAGACCCUGCAGGGCACAGCUGCCCACGAGACACCCAUCGACUUCAAGGAACUGGAGGGGCCGUGCAGGACCAGCUAUGGAUACCCCAACGGCACCGGCACAGCACGGCUCCCUCCCGCAGCGCUGGUGCUGGCACUGGCCCUGUUCCUCUCCCUGCUCUUCUAG
Messenger RNA from Acanthisitta chloris (rifleman), 1131 nucleotides. It is a transcript of the gene DPEP1, whose product is annotated as dipeptidase 1 (renal). Lineage: Eukaryota; Metazoa; Chordata; Aves; Passeriformes; Acanthisittidae. The coding region runs from base 1 to 1131 and encodes 376 amino acids. Gene Ontology annotation, biological process: proteolysis. Gene Ontology annotation, molecular function: metallodipeptidase activity. The record is from RefSeq and is a predicted model, not a curated record. The transcript is spliced from 10 exons.